Molecule: messenger RNA, 1377 nt
Organism: Lytechinus variegatus (green sea urchin)
Lineage: Eukaryota; Metazoa; Echinodermata; Echinoidea; Temnopleuroida; Toxopneustidae
Exons: 4
Coding region: 304-1302 (332 amino acids)
Source: RefSeq, a predicted model, not a curated record
AUGUGGUUUGAAUAAAACGGCCGUUUUCGAUUCGCCGUACGGCCCCCGUUGAGCAAAUGUGACUGAGGAAUUAGCAUGGUCGAAGUUCACUUAUGCAGACCGUGGACCCUGAAAAAAAAUGCAGUAUCUGAGUCUCUUAGUACACCGUUUGCAGUUUAUACUCGAAGGUGUAUGACCAAGCCCUUGCGCUUGUAAGCAAAGCUCACAUUUUUAAAAAUAAAAAAUCUAUCAUCUAAACACAGGAGGAUUAAAAUCCACGGCAAGCUACUCUCCUCGUGUCGAUCGAUAUAGCCUACUUCCACCAUGACCACCAAUGGAGCACUCGGGACGAACGGGGACACCAACCACAAAAAACCCCGUGUCCUCAUGUGGUGCGUGCCUCGGUCUGUGUCGACGGCGAUGACGAAAUGCAUGAGCUUCGUCGAGGGCGCCGAGAUCUGGUUGGAACCGUACGUCAUCAGCAAGGCAGCCGAAGACACCCAUAACAUAUACCAUCCCGAGAGCGUCUUCCCCUUGGAGCUGGACGGAAAUGUCGAUGUGUUCAGGGAAGCUGCAAUAAAGUUGACGAUCGGAGGGGACGAUUUCGACCAAGAGCACCUCGAUUUGUUAUCACCGGUGACGCUGAAGCAGAAGUUCGACAAUAUUGAUCCUUCUAAAGAAUUCGUCUUCAUCAAAGACAUGGCAGUCGGGAUGCCACCGAGUCGCUAUCCGUAUCUACCCGAUCGAUCCAGUGGAUUCAAGCACUUCUUCCUCAUACGGCAUCCCGUUAAAGCUUACAAGUCGUUGCGCGCGAAACUUCUGAACUUUCUUCUCACAGCUGAUCCUGAGUUAUUGGAGAGUGCCGGUAUGAAGAAACCCGAUGAGAAGACGUUUCAUGUCGUCAACGACGUGCCUCCGCCUCGAGAAGGAACGCAAUACAACUACGAGGCAGUUCACCAACUCUGGACCCACAUCAAGAGGACGGUCGACGACGACCCGGUGAUCGUGGACAUCGACGAGGUCCUGGAGAAUCCCUCGGCGAUGUUGCCGCGGAUGUGCGCUGCGUUGGGGAUCCCGUACUCCGAUAGCUUGCUGUCGUGGGACGCGUCGUCCGACGUCGUCCUGAAAUGGAAGAGCUCGUGUUCGAACGUCCGUGAUUCUCCAAGGUAUGCCAUGUGGUUCGACAAUGCCUUCAAAAGCUCAUGCUUCAAGGCCUCAUCCACCACGGCAUCACUUGAUGACGCUAGUGACGACAUCAAAGAAAUUGUCGAAAAGGAAAUGCCUUUCUAUGAAGAAAUGUAUAAUCUACGAAUAACAGUCUAAAACAAUUUUCUUUUCCUUACCCGGGGAGCGUUUCAUGAAAGAACUUGAUGCGACAAGUCCUGUUUUAUCCGACAG